AAGAAAACAGGAUGGGAUGGCGACAGCAGGAAGUAUAGUAUUGAGUGUCGCGGCGGAUGACGCAUGACUGGCUGCCUACCGAAUCAGGCGGCCCGCUGUGAGGUGCUCCGCCCGCUGCUGCACUUCACCAGGAACCGUAACCUCACCUCCUCCCGCCUUUGCUCGUCCUACGCUUUUGCAUCUCUUUCUCUACUACUACUGCUACUUCUUCUUCUAUCUCCAGGGUACCCUGUCGUCUCGCUUCGACCGUCUCCUGUCUCGUCUGGAGCCCGGUCCUCUCACCUUUCCCUCCCCCUCUCAGCGCCACUUCCCCCCCCCCCUCCCUCGCCCGCUCGCGUCGAUCGCUUCGCUGGUGUGACUGUAUUUAUAAUUCGCCCCGUCGGCCACCUAAGGCUGUCCGAACAAAGACCCUGAUCUACUGGCUGUCUAUAGACUCGAUAGAAAUCUUGCUCCAGAGUUGGCCAGGGCUUGCAUUUGCUGGGUUUCCCAACGUGAUUUGACCCUCUCCGAGUCUGGGAGAGCUUCCCCGCACUAGAGCUGCACAGCAUCAUGUAUGUCGUGGAGAAACACAUCACAGGAAAAAAUGAGAGACCAAGUGAAUAUGUAGCUAACCGAAGGCUCUCA
Messenger RNA from Aspergillus vadensis CBS 113365, 624 nucleotides. RefSeq lists its product as uncharacterized. Bases 64 to 414 code for a protein of 116 amino acids. The transcript has a single exon. The record is from RefSeq and is a predicted model, not a curated record. Lineage: Eukaryota; Fungi; Ascomycota; Eurotiomycetes; Eurotiales; Aspergillaceae.